UCAGAGACCGCUGAUUGGCGGAGAGGUGGUAGCAGUUUGGGUCGCAGCACGGCUCGGUUACCAUGUGGAUUCGGGGGAGCGGGAUGGCGACGAGUGGAUCAUUUCUCAUCCGGAAAAAGAAAGCAGCCGAGGGGAGAGGCCGCAAAAGGAAGGCUGAAGGUGACGAAGAUAAAGCCCACAAGAAGCUCACUCGGAAACUGGAUGAAGAGAUUUCCAGUGACUCGGAGACAGAAAGUGUUGGACACAAUAAGAAAGAUGCUGAAGUGUUGGAGAUUGAAGAGACUGCACAAGAGAAGAAGCUGCGACUCGCCAAACUCUAUCUGGAACAACUGCGGAUGGAAGAGGAGGAGAAAGUAGAAGAGGAGCAGUUUGAGAGUGACCUGAUCGGAGGCAGACUGGAGGAGGAAGUGCUCGAACAGAAGGGAAAACUUAAACGACUUCUUGCCAAAGAUUACCUCCCUCCUGAUGUAUCCGAGAUUCGCCUGCUCCGAGGUCACCAGCUUCCAGUCACGUGUCUGGUUCUGUCCCCUGAUGAUAAAUACAUUUUCUCAGCAUCCAAAGAUUGUUCCAUCAUUAAGUGGGAUGUUACCUGUGGGAAAAAAGUUCACACGAUCCACGGAGGGCGCAAGGGCACAGAAGACCGACACAUGGGGCACACAAUGCACAUCCUCUCCAUGGCAAUCUCAUCGGAUGGCAAGUACCUGGCUACAGGAGACAGAAACAAGCUGAUCUUGAUCUGGGACCCUGCCACGUGCCAACAUCUUUACACAUUCAAAGGACAUAAAGAUGCAGUAUCGGGCCUGUCCUUUCGGAAAGGCACACAUCAGUUAUAUAGUGCCUCUCAUGACCGCUCGGUGAAGGUAUGGAAUGUCGACCAGAACGCCUAUGUUGAAACCCUGUUUGGCCACCAGGAUGCCAUCACAGGACUGGACAGCCUUAGUCGAGAACGCUGUGUUACAGCGGGGGGAAGAGACCGGACAAUCCGUGUUUGGAAGAUUGUUGAAGAAGCACAGCUUGUAUUUCAUGGUCAUGAGAGUUCCAUUGACUGCAUACAACUGAUAAAUGAGGAAUACAUGAUUUCUGGAGCUGAUGAUGGCUCCUUGGCUCUUUGGACAGUUACCAAGAAGAAGCCUCUGGUGACAGUCAGGAAAGCUCAUGGUAUCCAUGGAGACCCAGGGAUACAGCAGCCAAAUUGGAUUACCUCUGUGGCAGCAUUGCUGAACAGUGAUUUGGUUGUCUCAGGUUCACAAGAUUCUAAAAUCAGACUCUGGAAGUGUGGAGAAGGUUUUAAGACACUAGAGCCGCUGUUUGACAUUCCCAUGGUCGGCUUUGUGAACUGUUUGAAGUUUUCCAAUUCAGGUGACUUUUUGGUGGCUGGUAUGGGGCAGGAGCACAGGUUAGGCCGCUGGUGGAGACUAAAAACAGCUAAGAAUGGAAUCUGUAUUAUCCCACUGAAGAAGACACAGACCAAAGAACAAUCCGGGGACAGCAAAUAGCUGUGGUGUGAUUAACUUAUGUUUAUGCUGGAUCUUCCACACUCCACCUUGGUGACUUUGAAAGUCUAUACUUUGUGAAUAAAAUUGUGGUGAAAUUU
Messenger RNA from Carcharodon carcharias (great white shark), 1594 nucleotides. It is a transcript of the gene rrp9, whose product is annotated as ribosomal RNA processing 9, U3 small nucleolar RNA binding protein. The coding region runs from base 63 to 1496 and encodes 477 amino acids. The record is from RefSeq and is a predicted model, not a curated record. Gene Ontology annotation, molecular function: snoRNA binding; protein binding. Lineage: Eukaryota; Metazoa; Chordata; Chondrichthyes; Lamniformes; Lamnidae. Gene Ontology annotation, cellular component: small-subunit processome. The transcript has 15 exons.